UCUCCAGGAGGAAACAUAUUUUCAUGGUCCAAUUCUUUAAAGCAGUUUGCCUACUGUGUGGGUUUGAUUUACAGUCAUACCACCCAAGUAGAUCCCAGAGCUCCUAGUAUACAUCAUCUACAAUUCAAUGUUGAAGGUCAAGAUGUUUAAGCAAGGCCAGUCUGACCACAAGCUGUCAGCUGUAGUUCCUUUUGGAGAUUGCCCUUCUGAGAAGAAAGAUGUGGAACUGAUUCUAGUUAAAGAACAGAAUGGAGUUCAGUACACCAACAGCUCAAUCAUAGUGUCAGAUACAUCGCCCCAAUAUGGUGUCCCAGUCCAGGAAGAGCAUGAGAGAGAACACUGGGGCAAGAAAAUAGACUUUCUUCUCUCCGUUAUUGGAUUUUCGGUGGAUCUUGCCAAUGUUUGGAGGUUCCCUUAUCUCUGUUAUAAAAAUGGAGGCGGUGCUUUUCUAAUCCCGUACACGUUCUUCCUAAUCAUUGCUGGAAUGCCUCUUUUCUAUAUGGAAUUAGCCCUUGGACAAUACAACAGACAAGGUGCAGCCACAGUUUGGAAGAUUUGUCCAGUUUUCAAAGGGGUUGGCUACACGGUCAUAUUAAUAGCCCUCUAUGUGGGAUUCUAUUACAAUGUGAUAAUUGCUUGGUCACUCUAUUAUCUGGUAUCCUCAUUCACCUCUGAUCUUCCCUGGACAAAAUGUGGAAAUGAAUGGAAUAGCGUGAACUGCACCGACCCGAAGCUGCUCAACGUUUCCGUACACAGUAAUGGAACCAAGUAUUCCAAAUACAAAAUUACACCAGCUGCUGAAUUUUAUGAGCGUGGGGUGCUACACCUUCAUGAAAGUGAUGGAAUUCAUGACCUAGGACUCCCAAGGUGGCAACUCAUAAUAUGUCUUUUCGUCGUACUCAUUGUUUUGUUCUUCAGCCUUUGGAAAGGGGUGAAAACCUCAGGAAAGGUUGUGUGGAUAACUGCUACUCUCCCGUAUGUUGUUUUAUUUGUCCUUCUUAUCCGUGGUGUUACCUUGCCUGGAUCUUCCAAAGGUAUUAGUGCAUACCUACACAUAGACUUCAAAAGACUAAAGGAAGCAACUGUUUGGAUAGAUGCCGCAACUCAGAUAUUCUACUCUCUGGGGGCUGGAUUUGGAGUGUUAAUUGCAUUCGCCAGCUAUAAUAAAUUUGAUAACAAUUGCUACAGAGAUGCUCUUCUCACCAGCACCAUAAACUGUGUGACCAGCUUCAUUUCUGGAUUUGCAAUCUUCUCCAUCCUCGGCUACAUGGCCCACAAACACAAUGUAAACAUUGAGGAUGUUGCAACAGAAGGAGCUGGACUGGUUUUUAUUAUAUACCCUGAAGCAAUUUCUACUCUCGCGGGAUCAACAUUUUGGGCUGUAGUUUUUUUCAUCAUGUUAAUUGCCUUGGGUAUUGACAGUGCUAUGGGUGGUAUGGAAGCUGUCAUCACAGGCCUUGCAGAUGAUUUCAGUAUCCUGAAAAGACAUAGAAAAUUAUUUACCUUUCUGUGCUGCAUCAUCACAUUUUCGCUGGCUCUUCUGUGUAUUACCAAUGGUGGAAUCUACGUGCUCACUCUGCUGGAUACAUUUGCUGCUGGGACAUCCAUUUUAUUUGCUGUUCUUAUAGAGGCCAUAGGGGUGUCAUGGUUCUAUGGUGUGGACAGGUUCAGCGAAGACAUUAACAAGAUGUUGGGUUUCAGACCCGGCCUCUACUGGCGACUGUGCUGGAAAUUUGUCAGUCCUGCUUUCCUUCUGUUCAUAGUGAUUGUCAGCAUUGUGACCUACAAGCCUCUGACCUAUGAUGAAUACAAAUUUCCACCGUGGGCCAAUAGGACAGGAUGGGCCAUUGCACUUUCAUCCAUGCUACUGGUGCCCAUCUACAUCAUUUACAAGUUUCUCACAGUAAAAGGGUCCUUCAAAAAGAGACUUGCAUAUUGUAUUACCCCAGAAAAUGAACAUGACCUUGUCGCCCAAGGAGACAUUCGGCAAUUCAAGCUUCAGCAUUGGUUGGCAAUAUAACCUCUUCUCAAAUCAAGUUGAUCAAGAAACAAAAUCAGAUGCAGAAAACAUUCCAUGUUAUCAAUAACUCUUUACAUACAUAAACAAACAGUUACACCACCUGUAAGUUUUUUUGU
Messenger RNA from Spea bombifrons (plains spadefoot toad), 2136 nucleotides. It is a transcript of the gene SLC6A2, whose product is annotated as solute carrier family 6 member 2. Bases 128 to 2020 code for a protein of 630 amino acids. The record is from RefSeq and is a predicted model, not a curated record. The transcript is spliced from 14 exons. Gene Ontology annotation, cellular component: neuron projection; neuronal cell body membrane; presynaptic membrane. Gene Ontology annotation, molecular function: neurotransmitter:sodium symporter activity; dopamine:sodium symporter activity; norepinephrine:sodium symporter activity. Gene Ontology annotation, biological process: sodium ion transmembrane transport; dopamine uptake involved in synaptic transmission. Lineage: Eukaryota; Metazoa; Chordata; Amphibia; Anura; Pelobatidae.